Myripristis murdjan (pinecone soldierfish) is the source of this 2519-nucleotide messenger RNA. RefSeq names its product SLX4 interacting protein (gene slx4ip). Bases 128 to 1471 code for a protein of 447 amino acids. Lineage: Eukaryota; Metazoa; Chordata; Actinopteri; Holocentriformes; Holocentridae. The record is from RefSeq and is a predicted model, not a curated record. The transcript is spliced from 8 exons.
CGCUUACACUUCCUGGUGGGAGGAGAACGAGAGUGUGACGUCACGUUCAGCUGCAGAUCUCGUCGGCUUUUGAAAAACGUUCAAAACUGUUUGGCGAUUAAACUGACUGACUGCUGUUAUCGCUACAAUGUCUCCUCUCAAAUUUGUCAUUAAGUGUGGGAACUUCGCUGUGCUGGUGGAUCUCCACGUUCUGCCCCUGGGCGGCCAAGGGGACGCCAGCUGGUUUACUACGGAGCACGUCGAGGACGUUACAGUGUUGGUUCGUGAUGCUGUGGACCAGAGGGUGAAGCAGUACACGGAGUUCCUCCAGAGUAGAAAACAGCCCAAACAGAAGAAGGAGCUGGCACCUGCUCCAGCUCUUAGUGUGAAAGGAAAAAGCUUCAACCUUGUGGCCAACUUCCUGAAGCGGCACUACAACCUCAGAUGUGUUGUCAAACAGCUCUAUGGAGAGUUGCGUGUGUUUCCUGAACGCUAUGUUGUGUGUGUAAGCUGUCCAGAGGAUGCCUCAGCGCGCCAUGGAAACCUGAGCCUGGCCGCGACUGAGCUGAGUGAACAAAGCAGAUCAGAAUAUUUUUCCAGAGUGGGAGAAACCCAAGAGCCUUUAAACAGCUCCACAAAAACAAAGAAGACUGUGCUUCAAAAGAUAGCCAGACAAGCCAGUGUCCAGCGAGAGCGCCAUGGUUUCAGUGUGGGGGAGCAGGAACUUGACCAGAGAGCCUAUCCUAAAGAGCAAAGAGAUGAUCUCAACCCGGGAGAGUCAGAAACAAACGCAAAAGAAACUGCAUCCAGUCCUGAAGGGGAGGCGCCCCUCCCUGAGGCAGAGCUCCAGGUAAACCUGCUGCCUUGCCCUGCCGACAUAGACUCCAUGACUCGCGUUGAGAUCAGUGAAAAGCAGGAUCCAACCCAAAAGCUGCAGACAGAGAACAGACUCCCAGACAGUAUCAACCCCAAUGGAGCCUCAGUAGUUUCCUCCCAGCAUAAAAUGAGUCAGGAGACCAGCAAGAGCAAGAGGUGCAAGCCGAGCAAUGAAGGGAAAGACCCUCACCCGCAGAGGGCCAAGAGGACGUGCCUUGGAGGACCUCCAGCCUCCGUAGCGCAUGCGCUCACAGUGCAAACAGACUCCAUCGAAGGCUCCUCGCAAACAUCCAAGUAUGACCCUCUUCCUCUGCCGCCCCUUCCUCCAGUCAAACCCAAAGCCAAGGCAGAGUCCAAGGCUUUCCCAGUCUCAGAGUGCAACAAAACCACACUGGAAGUAGAGCUGCUUACUCCAGGGAAACGGGCCCAGAGGCUCCCCCUCACAAGCAAUAACACGGCACAGACAAACCAAAACAGGCUGGCCGCAAGUCUGAGGGGCCUAUCUGUCAAGCCUGCAUCCUCAGGCUCCUCUAUUAGUUCCAGAUCCACACUCGGAGAGGAGGGGAGCGUAAAUGUGCCCAGAACCUCCAGAUUACGACGGCUGAAGAGGUCCUGAGGGGUAGAGACAAGCUACAGUAAAGAUGCCUGACGCCAUGGAGAUAGAGAUGAUAUUGUGUCAGGCUAGAAGUUUACCCUGCGCAGUCUCUCAGCUACACACGCACUUAAACUACAAUCUCCAUUCUUCUCACACAUGCUGCACAUACAGCGCACACACUCACACACGCAUAUCAAAUGCUUAACAUAUUGUGGCAAUUGAUACAUGAGUGUUUGAAUUAUGCUUUGUCAAAUAGUUGAAACAGACUUUGCCUCCACCCAUAAGUAGUGGUGGUCAAGAGAGACUCGCAAAUGAAAGUUAAAAAACAAAAAAAACAAAAAAAACUUUAAUUGGAGUUUAGAUUUGGUUUUGUGUUAAAGAUUGGGGAUUUCAGACAGGCAGGAGCCAUGUAGUACGUCAUGGGUUUUAGUCUGAAACACUGGCUCCUACGUGUCUGAAAACUGUCCAGUUUCCCUGCUGAAGUUGUAGUAUGUGAUUGAUUCCUGUUUCCAGAUUUACUUCAUCACCCUCUUUGUUUUUAAAGUUGUAUUGAAACCUCUUCAUACUGUGGUUAGCAUGCAUUCAUGUGCCAGCUUGGCAAGUACUUAGUUACUGAGCACCUGAAGUUUAUUUUUAAAGGGAGUGUAUUAUACCGCUCCAAUAUUGAAUUUAACUGUCCAAAUAUGUUAGUACCAUAACGGUGUUGAAAUAUUUGUGGUUUUAUGUGGUAAUAACUAGACUGCUUAAGUAUCACAGGUUGAGGUGUAGCAGCUAUUCUCUGCAGAGGAACCCCUCGACUUACUGUGGUCAGGAUCCUCACAGGGGGGCCCCGGGGCCUCACUGGGGGCGGAUAUGCCUGUGUGCUGUCACCCCACCAUCGGUCCCCAACUGUCUCACGCUUUCUCUGGCUUUGGUCACACAUACCCAGUACAGGCAUGAUGCCCCCAUUUAAGGACCAAGAUGUUCCACUAGAUGAGUCAUGAAAUUGCUCAAACACGUUACUCUUGAUUUAUAAUUUUUUAUUUUCAUGGAGAGACAUUUUAUGGUUUCAAUAAAGAUGUUUUUCCCA